Messenger RNA from Fusarium oxysporum Fo47, 1264 nucleotides. RefSeq names its product phosphotransferase family protein. The record is from RefSeq and is a predicted model, not a curated record. Bases 26 to 1264 code for a protein of 412 amino acids. The transcript has a single exon. Lineage: Eukaryota; Fungi; Ascomycota; Sordariomycetes; Hypocreales; Nectriaceae.
CUCUCACCAUCUCUAAGAAAACAAAAUGUCAUCAGAUCCGCGACCAUCAACACCGCCCCAUCAUCCAAACUUUGGUGUGCGCAUGUCCAGUGAGAGCAUCAACCGUUUGGUGCGCCACGUACUUCCCGACACUACCCACAUAGAAUUGGAGGCUCUUCCGUCUUUGAAGUCCUUCAACAACCGGAUCUACUAUCUUCAAUGUCAUAGAGAAUCCCAGAACGGCAACGAGUUAGCGCAUAUUGAUAAGCUUGUUGUCAAGAUCAAUGGUCGAGGAUUUGGGUCGGAGAAAAUACAAAAUGAGGUUUCUUGUCUACGCCUGCUGGAGCACUUUUGCCCUGAGAUUCCAGCGCCUCGUGCCAUAGCUUGGUCUCAGGAUGGAUUGACUAUCGAUACCAAAGACGCGCAGCGGGGUGAGGUGAAGCUCAAUGUUAUGGAUGAUAGUCCGGGUGGUUGGAUAUUGAUGACGAGAGUUCCCGGAAAGCCCAUCGACUUAUCUGCACUCAGCAAUGACGACAAGUUUCAUCUGGCGACACAAUUGGCAGAUCAUGUUACCAAUUGGCGGCGGGACGUCCCUCCUCGAAGCUUUACUGGGAACAUUUGCUUUCAUGAAAUGGACUGCCAGCCUGACGUCACAAUCCCAAGCUCGAAUAGCGCCAUUGAAAUACAGUUUCUCAUCAGAGGCAUGCUUGGAGAAGAGCUCCAUUGCCAAGAUGGUGUCGCUUCCCUUGCAGAGUACUACAAGCUCAGGAUAGAGAACAAGAUGAAGACUUUGCAGACGAACGAGACGUUUGCACCAAACAGAGAUCUCAUGCAGCCUCUUCAAGACUUCAUACUACAGGUCCUUCCCAAAUUCAGUAGCUUAAACACCAAAGACGACUUAUUCGUGUUCACUCACUACGAUCUAUCCCCAAGAAACGUCCUCGUGUCUGGCCAACCUCCUCAGAUCACUGGUAUCGUGGACUUCGAGUUCUCUGGCUUCUUUCCACCGCUCGACGAAUUCCUGAAUGACUGCAUCGCCAACGACGGCGAUUGGCCCAAAGUUAUGUACGACGUCUAUUUGAAGCGACUGGAGAGCAAUGGUAUACCAACACCUUUGGUAGGAAUCAAGAAAGAUCAUUGGGAGCAGAUGGCAUUGCUGGAAGAAUUGGUUGAAAAGAUUGCUCCUUGGUGGUUGCCUGGUGAAUUUCAAGUUGAACAGGUGGAACAAGAGCUGAAGAAGGUCAUGUCACGGGUUGGGAAAAUAUUGAAGAAGUUGGGGGAGUGA